Musa acuminata subsp. malaccensis (wild Malaysian banana) is the source of this 1010-nucleotide messenger RNA. Its product is annotated as histidine-containing phosphotransfer protein 2. Gene Ontology annotation, biological process: cytokinin-activated signaling pathway; phosphorelay signal transduction system; phosphorylation. NCBI's taxonomy places the organism in Eukaryota, Viridiplantae, Streptophyta, Magnoliopsida, Zingiberales, Musaceae. Gene Ontology annotation, molecular function: histidine phosphotransfer kinase activity; protein histidine kinase binding. The record is from RefSeq and is a predicted model, not a curated record. Gene Ontology annotation, cellular component: nucleus; cytoplasm.
GCCAACACGCUUCCUCCCCCGACAACUCUUGGGAUGCGUCCAGGGGCAGCAGAUGCGCGCGCACAUAUCAUCACCAGAAGUGGCCGGCUUUUGGUGUCGCCGAAUCGGAACCUCUGCUUUCGUCUCGCGCCCCCCCGCAGCACAUAAUCUUUGCACGCACCCUCCCGCAGGUGCCUGCCGGUCUCGCGCCGCCUAUUUCAAUCGCCUUCUCUCUCUCUCUCUCUCUCUGCGACUCCCAGCUGUGAAUGCCUCCCCCCCUUUGUUCUAGGGUUUUGUUAAGUCACCCCUUUUCUCCGAUGUCUCUAAUGGCGCUGAGGGAGCAGCUCAACAUGUUGGUGAAUUCCAUGUACAUCGAGGGCUUGUUGGAUCAACAGUUCCAACAGCUUCAGAUGCUGCAAGAUGCGAGUAGUCCUGGUUUCGUUGCUGAGGUGAUCACCUUGUUCUGUGAAGAUGCGGAGAGGAUACUGACCGAGCUGACUAAAUUAGUGGAUCAAGCUGUUGUUGAGUUUCAAAAGGUGGAUGCUUAUGUUCACCAACUUAAAGGAAGCAGCUCAAGUGUGGGUGCUCAAAAUGUGAAAUUGGCUUGUAUUCAGUUCCGACAGUUCUGUGAGGAGAAUAAUAAAGAUGGGUGUCUCAAUGCCUUGAAUGUGGUCAAGCAUCAUUAUUAUCUUCUACGGAACAAAUUUGACACCAUGUUGCAGCUUGAGCAGAGAAUCCAAGCCUACGACAGCAAACAGCAAAAUUAGAGGAAAAAGAGAAGAAAGGGGUCGCGGACUAUGCUGAACCAUCUCGCCUCUUUCACGGUCAAGUUAUCGGUUGUUUAUAGACUACUACUUGACUCCAGACAUUGUGUUUGAACAUAUAUUUCCAUCAAGUUGAAUCAAAUGUCCUGUAUGUCACUUGGAAACCAUUGGUUUGAACUUAUAUUUCGAAAACAGCUGAUGCUAUGGCCAGAGUGCUGUUCUCAGCAGAUGUAUAUUAUAAAUGGUGGAUCUGUUGCUUUAGCUUCA